GCGAAAGUAGUCACACUCAUAAGUUGCUAGCUUAUUUGUCGCCAAUCAACGCGUUAUACGCUAUACUAGCCUCGAAAUCGGUGUCCAUUGAUAUCGCGGUGUCUUUUAGUGGUGUAUUAUGUCUUCAUCCGAUAGUACGAUCAGACAGUUAGCCAUCGGUGCCGUCGAUCUGAUGGCCGGAUCAGCCGGUGGUGUGGCCACUGUACUGGUGGGGCAGCCGUUGGACACAAUUAAAGACGGGUGGUUUAGAGGCCUAUACGCGGGAACGGCGCCCGCACUGGCAGCUAAUGUGGCCGAGAAUUCUGUGCUGUUCUGUGCCUAUGGUUUCUGUCAGCAA
Molecule: messenger RNA, 337 nt
Organism: Oppiella nova
Lineage: Eukaryota; Metazoa; Arthropoda; Arachnida; Sarcoptiformes; Oppiidae
Source: the annotation of a GenBank genome assembly